GAUGACCUGGAAACGAUUUCACCGAGUCGCGUGAGGGGAAGACAGCACGGAAGUUGUUUUUUAUUUUAUUUCUGCACAUUAAUUUGCUAUAGUAGAUGAAAUAACUGCGUUAUAAAGGCAUAUGAAGGAAUCAGAAAGCGUGUAGCUGUUCAGAAACCUAGCGGCGGCGGCGAGAGAGUCGGAAACAUGUCUGAACCAGCCGAGAAGAGAUUAAAAAUGAAUUUUCCCAUGUGUAAAGCACACCGCGCAUUCGUGGGCAGUAAAGCGAAGCAAAACUUCCCUGCUGUCGUUGAGGAAGGUUUAUGUGGAAUUUCAACUUCAGUGAUGGAGUUUGCCUACCGACUCGAAGCUUUGGCUGAGCUCUUUGAGCAGGAUGAUCUGCCCUUGUCCCGUGUGGCUGCAUUUUUCCAUCAGGAGUCUACGAGGGAGCAGGCACGGGCCGAGGCUCUGGUACAAUACCUGUCUGAACGUGGGGGACAUUACUGCAACAAAGUUAUUCGGAGACCAGGCACUGAGCAGGUGUGUGCGCUGCUCCCUGCUCUGGAGCUCAUGCUGGGCCAGUGGAAGGAGGAGAUGGCCAUCAUGGUAGAACUAUGUCGGCUAGCACAUGAGCAUGAGGACCCUCACACCAUUAGUGUGGUCAAAAGCCACUUCCUCAGACCACUUGUCCCAAAGAUCAAGCUUCUGGGUGACUUAUUGACCAACGCUCAGAGAGUGGGAUGCACCAUUGACGGUACUGCAGGAUUCGGAGAAUAUCUCAUUGACCAGCUUUACAAGGAACUGAACAGUGCUUAAACUUUCCCCUAAUAAUAAAACCUCCCACUGAUGCAAUAAAAACCUGACUUGAAGUAUAGAAAAGAAAUGCUUCUAUCUUAGCUUGUGGGCUUGUUAGAACAGUAACCCGACUUCAUUACUUAAUUAAUAAAGUUUUUGUGUUAAAACCAAGCCAUUCUCUUUUGUAUAACAAAACUUAAUAUUUCAAUAGUAAGUGACUGAUGAUGUAAGAGUUAUGUGAUAUUAACGCUUUCUUUGUUACCAAGGUUUUUUGAUACAUAUCCAAUACAAUAUUAAAUGAGUUCUCUAUUUGUUA
Ictalurus punctatus (channel catfish) is the source of this 1090-nucleotide messenger RNA. Its product is annotated as Ferritin light chain, oocyte isoform-like. Gene Ontology annotation, biological process: intracellular iron ion homeostasis; iron ion transport. Lineage: Eukaryota; Metazoa; Chordata; Actinopteri; Siluriformes; Ictaluridae. Gene Ontology annotation, cellular component: cytoplasm. The transcript has 3 exons. The record is from RefSeq and is a predicted model, not a curated record. Bases 187 to 795 code for a protein of 202 amino acids. Gene Ontology annotation, molecular function: ferrous iron binding; ferric iron binding.